AAGUCAUCGGAAGGAGCACAUCACCCUCCAGCGACAACCCGCAUAGCAUGUGUGUCGCCGGCCUGAACGUCUCGACACAACCGUGUGCGCAUCGCUGGUACGAACUCAUUCGACCUUGCAACCCGGCCAACAAUCUUCAGAAUUGUCCAGAGCGAGUCAAGUUGGAAGGCUGGGAGAAGCGUAACGACCGUUGCCCAUUCUGCGACGGCAGCAACCACCAUCGAUCGACACAUCGACUUUUCGGAAGCACAUCUUCCGCCAGUUCGGUCGUAUCCUCACCGACCAUUCCUGAUAUGGGCUUCAUCAGUCUCGCCGGACGACGAGAAAGCGGCGCAACUUUGAAUGGCACUCUCAGCCCACUAUCAACAACGAGCAGCAUCGACGAAAUGGACGCUGUGGAACUCGAACGAGCGACACGAGCUAGAGACAUGAAUGACCGAUUACACGUCUACUUGUCAUGCGAUCCACACGAAGUGCUACCUUCUGCGAAGAAGAACUACCCAACCUACGCCACUGCCAUACAGCGAGCUGAAGAAGCCGCCGCCAACUCAUCGGAUGGCCCUUCUUCGAGGAAAUCAUCUUUGAUACGACGCCAGUCUCUCACACGUGGCUGGAAACGCAUGUCGCACCGCUUCAGCUUCAGCUCAUUCUCGGACCUCAGGAUUUUCGAACGACAGGACUCGUGAUGAAGGUGAGAGAAUCAUCUCGAUCCCCCAAAAGUAUCAUCAUCACUAUCAUCUUGGCAACUGCAACUCGUGGCGUGUAGC
Messenger RNA from Pseudocercospora fijiensis CIRAD86, 767 nucleotides. RefSeq lists its product as uncharacterized. The record is from RefSeq and is a predicted model, not a curated record. The transcript has a single exon. NCBI's taxonomy places the organism in Eukaryota, Fungi, Ascomycota, Dothideomycetes, Mycosphaerellales, Mycosphaerellaceae. Bases 48 to 686 code for a protein of 212 amino acids.